AUGCCGCCAUCUUCCCCCACCACACCAGUCAAGGUGACGACCUUCCCUGUCGUCCGCCACCAUAUCAUCCCCACAGCCAUCUGCGCCGUGAUCAUGAUCCUCUCCUCCCGCCGUGACUUCAUCCAGCCCGGCUCCCCGAUCCACAGCCAUAUCCUCGCCCCGCUUGCCAGCCUCACCGGCACCACCCUCGCCAGCGCCGAAGCUACCGCGGCCACCGUGCAGACCUGGACUUUCCGGAUAUUGGUUGACAUCCACGCGUUGGAGGUGCCGAUCUUUGCGGCGACGAAGCUGCCGGCGCACGGGGUGGCCUUCUUGAGCGGGCUCUGGUGGAAGUGGGUGCUUGCGGUGUUUUUUGGGGGCAAGUUUACUUGGGAUUUGUUCGCCGAGACGGUUAGGGGUGCGAAGGCCAAGGGGAGGUAGUAGGCUUGCGUGGCACAUUGGUGGGAAGCUGGACGGUGUUGUGGCGCCGUACCAGUAGAUGUCAUGAGGGGCAGAAUGUUCUGGAUGGGGGGAGAAGGGGGAGGGGCUUGUGUGAUUUGGAAGAAGAUGUCUAGAAGGGUGGUCUCGCUGCCUCCUCAUAUGAUGACCGCUCUGAUGUCCACAACUGCCACAAUAUCUCCAGACAAUUUAGAAGUGUCUUUGAUAGGGAAUGCAAAAGGUCAUGCUGAAGGGUGUGAUUGAUGCCCCAUGACAAUGCAAAUGCAGUCUUGGGAUGUCGCACAGGAGGGUUGUUUCAAUUACAAGGAUAGAUGUACUACUUGCACAAUGUAUGUGUGUUCCAGC
Cryphonectria parasitica EP155 is the source of this 783-nucleotide messenger RNA. RefSeq lists its product as uncharacterized. The transcript has a single exon. Bases 1 to 420 code for a protein of 139 amino acids. The record is from RefSeq and is a predicted model, not a curated record. Lineage: Eukaryota; Fungi; Ascomycota; Sordariomycetes; Diaporthales; Cryphonectriaceae.